Zalophus californianus (California sea lion) is the source of this 4483-nucleotide messenger RNA. RefSeq names its product neugrin, neurite outgrowth associated (gene NGRN). Bases 280 to 3486 code for a protein of 1068 amino acids. Gene Ontology annotation, biological process: microtubule cytoskeleton organization; protein polyglutamylation. The transcript is spliced from 18 exons. Gene Ontology annotation, cellular component: cilium. Gene Ontology annotation, molecular function: tubulin-glutamic acid ligase activity; tubulin binding. Lineage: Eukaryota; Metazoa; Chordata; Mammalia; Carnivora; Otariidae. The record is from RefSeq and is a predicted model, not a curated record.
CGGCGGCUGCCGGCUUGCUCAAGGAGGCGCCGCCGCCGCCGGGAUCUCCGAGCUAGGAGCGAACCCCGGAAGCGGGGGGGAGCGGGCUCCCCCUCGCGAUCGGCGGGGACAGCCAGUCCUGUGGAACAAGGGGGCGGUCCCGGAGGCCCAGCGACGCCCGGGAAGGAGCAGGAGCCGGGCGAAGGGUGGACAUGAGCGACCACCUGAGACCAGCCUCGGACCGCUAGGGGCGGACCCAGCAGCCCCUCCCCUCUCCUCGGAAUCUCGGAACCUAAGAGGAUGGAGCCAAAUACCUGCAAGACCAGCGAAUCGGAGGAAGACUACGUUGGGGAAGAGAAAUCCGAGGAGGAAUGUGUUCAAGGGGAAGCUACCAUCCCUUCUGACUCUCCUCAGCAGGAACUCUCAAAGGCUGACUAUAAGGAAUUUGGGGAUGGAGUUCCCUUAUCUACUGUGGCCAAGAAAAUUCCAAAGAAAAUCAUAGCCCCAACUGACUCAGGUGACUUAGAAGUUGGGAGGAGAAAGAGAAGGCGGAAACGCAGACCCCUGGCCAUCAACCUGACCAACUGCAAGUAUGAGAGCGUGCGUCGGGCAGCCCGAAUGUGUGGCCUGAAGGAGGUGGGGGAGGACGAAGAAUGGACUGUGUACUGGACAGACUGCUCUGUCUCACUGGAACGAGUCAUGGACAUGAAGAGGUUUCAGAAAAUCAACCACUUCCCUGGAAUGACAGAAAUCUGCCGCAAAGAUCUGCUGGCUCGGAACCUCAACCGCAUGCAGAAACUCUAUCCUACCGAGUACAACAUCUUCCCCCGCACCUGGUGCCUCCCUGCAGACUUUGGGGACUUCCAGUCCUAUGGUCGUCAGCGAAAAAGCCGCACUUACAUCUGCAAGCCAGACAGUGGCUGCCAGGGACGGGGCAUCUUCAUCACCCGAAAUCCCCGGGAGAUCAAGCCAGGAGAGCAUAUGAUCUGCCAGCAAUACAUCUCCAAGCCCUUCCUCAUUGAUGGCUUCAAGUUUGAUAUGCGAAUCUAUGUCCUGAUCACAUCCUGUGACCCUCUUCGGAUUUUCAUGUAUGAGGAGGGCCUGGCCCGCUUUGCCACUGUGCCCUACGUGGAGCCCAGCCAGAGCAACCUGGAUGACGUCUGCAUGCACCUGACCAACUAUGCUAUCAACAAACACAAUGAGAAUUUUGUCCGAGAUGAUGCUGUGGGCAGUAAGAGGAAGCUGUCAAUGCUCAACACCUCGCUGCGAGAACAUGGCUACGACCCCCGAGAGCUGUGGGGGGACAUCGAGGACAUCAUCAUCAAAACCAUCAUCUCAGCCCAUUCUGUUCUUCGCCACAACUACCGAACCUGUUUUCCCCAAUAUCUGACUGGAAGUACAUGUGCCUGUUUUGAGAUCCUUGGUUUUGACAUCUUGCUGGACCACAAGCUGAAGCCCUGGCUGCUGGAGGUAAACCACUCUCCAAGUUUCACCACCGACUCCCGCCUUGAUCGAGAAGUGAAGGAUACACUUCUCUGCGAUACCAUGACCCUUGUCAACCUCCGUGGCUGUGACAAAAGGAAGGUGAUGGAGGAAGACAAGCGGCGAGUCAAGGAGCGGCUUUUCCAGUGCCACCAGCAGCCACGAGAAGCCAGGUGCUCCAGGCGAGAACACAUUGAGUCGUCCCACGCAGCAAUACUGGACCAGGAGCGCUAUGAGGAUUCCCACCUCGGGGGGUACCGGCGGAUCUACCCUGGGCCUGACACGGAGAAGUACACACCUUUCUUCAAGCACAAUGGCUCCCUUUUCCAGGAGACUGCUGCUUCCAAGGCCAGAGAAGAGUGUGCCAGGCAGCAACUGGAAGAGAUCCGCCUUAAGCAGGAACAGCAGGAGACCUCAGGCAGUAAGAGGCGAAAGGAAAACAGGGACCAGAACCAGGGCGAAUCAGCAGGGGAGAAGAGCCGAUCCAGGGCCCGGCUCCAGGGACUUUCCACCCACUUGGCUUACCGGAACCGGAUCCGGGAGAAAGAGCUGCUACCGGUACACCUGGGUACCAGGCAUCCUCAGGAAAUCGUGGAAGAAGAGGAGCUGGAGCGAGUGAAGGCCCUGCUACAAAGGGAGAAUCUCAUCCGAAGCCUCGGUAUUGUAGAGCAGCUCACGUGCAUGCUGCACCCCAGCCACCGGGGCCAGAAAAAACUUCAUGAGUAUCGGCCUAGAUUUCACCAGGACGGGCUGGGCCGUCAAGAACUGCAAUCUGUGAGUCUGGUCCCACUGGUCCUCAUGAGAGGGGCCGCCAAAGAGCAGGGCCGCCCUCAUUUCCUGCAUCCAGUCCGGGCCCACGAAUUGAUCCCCAGGAUCUUAGGGCCACUACCAGCCAUGAACGCAGCAAUUCCACAUCAUUCCUGGUGCCACCUACAGCCCAAGAACUUCAACUGGAUAGGAGAUCCAGCAGCCAUCGGCCCCUGUUCACCGUCAAUGAAGACAUCUGGAAGGCGCUAUUUUUCCAGUGCCAGAGUCAGGCUCACUAGCCAAGGCCAAGCCAGCAGAAGGCUAGAAGCCAUAAACAGAGCCCUGGCAGGAUCAGUGCCAUCCUCUUUAACCCCAAAGCAGGGCUAUCUUCUGCAACCAGAAAGAGUGCCAAGUGGCUCAUGGACUGAAUGCGCCUUGCCCUCCGCGGCAGACUCUGAACACAGAGCACCCAAGGCCCGGGAUCUCACUCUCUGCCCUGCCUCUGCACCCCUGAUGCUGCGCACCACCGCCCUCCUUGACAUCAGCCACCAUAGGGUCAAUACUCUCCACACCCGCUGCCGGGAAGGGUGCGCCGCACACGGGUUCAAGCCCAGAUAUCCCGCCCCCGGCCGGAAGCGGGAAAGACCCGCGGCCAUCCCUGCUUCCGGCCCGCCUGUCCACUUCCGCCCCCGCCCCCAGACUUCCGGUACUGCGUGUUUCGGGCUGCCGAAGGCUGUUGUGAACAUGGCGGUUACUCUGAGCUUCUUGCUGGGCGUGCGUGUACGUGCUGCUGUUGCUCGCUGUGGGUUCGCGACCCGGGGGGUGGCAGACCCCGGCUCUCUCGGCCGCGAGCCGGACCCCGAUUCCGACUGGGAGCCGGAGGAGCGGGAGCUGCAGGAGGUGGAGAGCACCCUGAAACGACAGAAAAAAGCCGCCCGGUUCCAGAAAAUUCGGAGGCAAAUGGAAGCGCCGGGUGCCCCGCCCAGGACCCUGACGUGGAAAGCCAUGGAACAGAUCCGCUGCCGCAGUUCAGACUGCCUGCAUUACCGGGACAGCCUCUUGCCUGAUUUUUCCAUCUCUAGUCCUGCCACUGAAAACUGCCCCCGGAUUGAGCUUCAAAAUGAAAAGCUGCUUGUGGCAUUCCACUGCUUAAAGUCCUUCCUGUACCUGCAUAUGGUUUGCCAUAGCUUGUGUGUCCUGAAUUGCAAUUCUUCUAUUUUUGAAUACACCCACUUAAAAAUCCUUCCUUGGGGGCGCCUGGGUGGCUCAGUUGGUUAAGCGACUGCUUUCGGCUCAGGUCAUGAUCCUGGAGUCCCGGGAUCGAGUCCCACAUCGGGCUCCCUGCUCGGCGGGGAGUCUGCUUCUCCCUCUGACCCUCUUCCCUCUCGUGCUUUCUAUCUCUCUCAUGUUCUCUCUCUCUCUGAAAUAAAUAAAAUUAAAAAAAAAAGUAGCAAUAUCUCAUUUGAAAUUAGUGCAUCUGGCUGAGAAAAAAAAAGGGUCAGUGUAUAGUAAGAGUUAUAUAAAUGUUCAUAUCCUUUACUACCAUGAAUUCACAACUCAAACUGUAUCUUAAAGAAAUAGCUCAAUAGAAAAAAAAAAUCCUUCCUUGGUUCACUGUUGCUUUGGGAUAAACUCCAGACUUGUAAGCAUGACAUGAUCGUCUUCCUGUCCUCACUGUUGGACAAGUUGAGCUAUUGCCAGCAAUGGUAAUGUACUGCUCUGCAUUUUAUAUGCUGCCCUGGCUAUCAUCAGUACCUUUGAUCUCUUCUUUCUCUCCUCCCCAGCUUAGUACUCUUCGUCUUGGUACUCUUCGUCCUUUCACACCAGCUGUAGGUGGGCUUCUGAAGCAAAUCCCGAGCCACGCCUCAGGUGUUGGGAUAUCUUAUCCCUGGGUCUCUCCUGGGUGCUCUGACAGCAUCCUCUCCUAGGACUUACCACACUGGUGUUAUAUAUGUUAAUAUUCUGUCUCCACCACCAGAUUUUAUGUUCUUUGAAAGGAGGGACAGUCUUCAUGCAUCUCCAUAAUCUACCAGGGGCCUGGGGGCCUGGUGCACAGUGGGAGGAGUUUAGUUGACAGAAAUAAAGUGACUUAGGAGUGGUUGGGUGUUGCUGUCAGCUCACAGGAAUGGAAUACAGCCAUUUAGUGGCAAAGGUAGAGGCUAUGUAUGUUUGCAGUUCUUCCGAACCCUCUUCUUUUCACAUAAAUAUCACUAGAUUAUCCCUUAGCCACUUUGAUAGCAGACUGCUUCACACCUUGAAAACCUAAUCCUUUUUC